AUGGCACGUCCAAACUUCUUAAUCAUUGUCGCAGACGAUCUCGGAUUCUCGGAUAUUGGAUGUUUUGGUGGGGAGAUCAAGACACCGAAUUUGGACAAGCUAGGAGCAGCCGGAACGAGAUUCACUGGAUUCCAUACGGCGUCCGCAUGCAGUCCUACACGAGCAAUGCUCAUGUCUGGAACGGAUCAUCAUUUGGCUGGCGUUGGUCAGAUGGUUGAGUUCAUGACUGCUGGAAGCAAAGCCCAACAAGCAUACUGGAAAGACAAGGAAGGCUACGAGGGCGAACUAAACCGUAAAGUCGCAGCCCUGCCUGAACUCAUGAAGGACGCUGGAUAUUUCACGCUCAUGAGCGGCAAAUGGCAUUUGGGGUUGACAAAGGCCACGGCACCGUGCUCGAGAGGGUUUGAUAGGAAUUUUAGUAUGUUGCAUGGAGGACAUAAUCAUUAUGCAUUCGAGCCACAAGUACAGCCUUCGGAUGCUUCGGAUGUAGACGAGGGGCCUGGGUCGCCACUGCGUAAUCCUGGGAAACCACCUCUGUACAUGGAGGGAGACCAAUUCAUUCCAGCCAGUUCGCUUCCGGCAGACUUUUAUAGUACGGAAACGUUUACGGAUCGUUUGGUUGAGUAUUUGGAAGGACGUAGUCCCACGGAGAAGCAGGCGCCAUUUUUUGCGUACUUGCCUUAUACUGCGCCCCAUUUCCCACUCCAAGCACCCGACCGCCUCAUCGCCAAAUACAAGGGCCGGUACGAUGCUGGGCCAGAAGUAUUGCGUGUCGAAAGGAUCGAACACCUGAAGCGUCUCGGGCUAAUCCCGCAAAAUGUCCACCCACAUCCCAUGGUGCCGCACUUCAAGACCAAGAACUGGGUCGACUUGGCCGAAGACGAACGUAAAAAAUCCGCAAAGAUGAUGGAAGUGUAUGCCGCAAUGGUUGAGUCUAUUGAUGAGAAUGUGGGCAAGGUUGUCGAGUAUUUGAAGACGACGGGAGAGUUUGAGAAUACGUUUAUCAUGUUUAUUUCGGAUAAUGGAGCUGAGGGAGGGCUCCUUGAGGCACGACCCAUGUUUGGAGAACGGGUGCAAAAUGCUAUUAAAAAGUACUAUGAUAAUAGUUUGGAGAACAUUGGGAGAGGGAACUCUUAUGUCUACUAUGGUCCACGUUGGGCACAAGCUGCUACUGCCCCGUCCCGCCUAUACAAGACCUGGAUCACCGAAGGCGGAAUCCGCACCCCAUGUAUCGUCCACUACCCGAAAUACAAGCAAGCAAACAUCACACACGCAAUGACGACAUGCCUUGAUCUCCUACCAACUAUGCUGGAAUUAGCUGGCGCGACACACCCAUCAGAGACCGGGAAUGGAGUAUUUAGAGGUCGUAAAGUGCUGCCCGUGAGGGGCAAAUCGUGGGUACCGUUGUUGAGUGGUGCGGCGAGUGAGGUUUAUCCUGAUGAUUAUGCCAUUUGCUGGGAGUUGUUUGGACAACAAGCCAUCAGGAAGGGGGAUUAUAAGGCAAUCUUUAUUCCUAAACCAAUGGGAUCCGGCAAAUGGGAAUUAUACAAUGUCGCCGCUGAUGCAGGCGAGGUAACUAACAUUGCUGCCAAAGAACCUCUGAGACUUGAAUCAAUGAUUACGGAAUGGUCUGCGUAUGCCUUGAACUCGAAUGUGGUCGAGAUGCCACCAAGUCCGUUGGGCGGUGGAUCUAAAAAGGGUAAAGGUGGUGCUGCUGGUGCCAAACUUUAA
Molecule: messenger RNA, 1731 nt
Organism: Synchytrium microbalum
Lineage: Eukaryota; Fungi; Chytridiomycota; Chytridiomycetes; Synchytriales; Synchytriaceae
Exons: 15
Coding region: 1-1731 (576 amino acids)
Molecular function (GO): arylsulfatase activity
Source: RefSeq, a predicted model, not a curated record